Messenger RNA from Fibroporia radiculosa, 1566 nucleotides. RefSeq lists its product as uncharacterized. The record is from RefSeq and is a predicted model, not a curated record. The coding region runs from base 1 to 1566 and encodes 521 amino acids. Lineage: Eukaryota; Fungi; Basidiomycota; Agaricomycetes; Polyporales; Fibroporiaceae. Gene Ontology annotation, biological process: transmembrane transport. Gene Ontology annotation, molecular function: transmembrane transporter activity. The transcript has 12 exons.
AUGUCUGGCCAACCUUCAACAUCGCGUCCAACGACGAGCGCAUCCAGCACAGUCUCGGCUGCCGAGACCGUUCAUGCUGACGCUCUUGCAGACACCAUGCAGCCUGUCCCCAGCCUGUUUCGCGGUGGAGAGGGCGAGUCUGCCAUACCCGAGGACAAGAAGGAGGAGGCACUCGAGAAUGCGGAGGAUGACUGGGCCCACGAUCCCGCGAAUCCGCGCAAUUGGACUCUUGGAAAGAAAUGGACGACUGUUGCUAUUAUUUCGUUCUACACGUUUGUCACGCCGCUCGCAAGUUCCAUGAUGGCUCCUGGUCUGCCCCAGAUUGCUGAACACUACAACAUCAGCAGUCCGACAACCCAGAACCUCACGCUCAGUGUCUUCUUGCUUACUUUCGCCAUCGGCCCUCUCUUCUUCGGCCCGUUGUCUGAGAUGUAUGGGCGCACAUGGGUGUACCACAUCACGAACCUGCUCUUCCUCGCUUUCAAUUUUGGCUGCGCAUAUUCUACAUCCGUUGGCGCACUCAUUGGGUUCCGUGUGCUCGCCGGAUUUGUUGGUAGUGCACCCGUCACGCUUGGCGGCGGCAGCGUUGCCGAUGUUUUCUCAGAGCACGACCGCGCGUCUGCGAUGGCAGUCUUCACGAUGGGCCCGCUCAUCGGUCCCGUUGUGGGCCCAAUCGCGGGUGGCUUUAUCACGGAGACGAUCGGUUUCAAGUACGUGUUCGUCGUAAUUGGCGCACUUUGCGCUGUCGCCGCGGUUUGUGGUAUUCCCUUCCUCCAGGAGACGUACGCGCCCAUCAUCCGCCUGCGCCUCGCGCGCCGCGCAGGCGACCCCGAAAAAGCGGCGCAGAUGCACCCGCACCUCCUUAAGGAGCAUAGCAACAACUUCCAUCGCCUAUGGGUCGACAUGAGGCGGCCGUUCAUCCUGCUCACCAGGAGUUAUGUGUGCUUCUUGCUCAGUUUGUACAUGGCCCUGAUGUACGGGAUAUACUACCUCAUGUUCACCACGUUCCCUCUGCUGUUCGCGGGAGUGUACCAUUUCAGCACCGGGAUCAGUGGCCUCGCCUACAUCGGGCUCGGCCUCGGCUUCAUGGUGGCCACCGUGAUCGGAGCGAGCGUUGCAGACAAAAUCUACAAAUCCCUCGCAUCCAAGAACGGUGGAGUCGGCAAGCCCGAAAUGCGCAUCCCCGCGCUCAUCUUCGGGUCGCUCUUCGUGCCCAUCGGUCUCUUCUGGUAUGGCUGGUCUGCACAGGCCGCUACCCACUGGAUCAUGCCCGUCAUUGGCUCCGGCAUCUUUGGGUUCGGGAUGAUGACCACAUACUUGCCCAUCCAACUCUACCUCGUCGACACGUUCCAGUACGCCGCAAGCGCGCUCGCCGCUGCCUCAGUCUUCCGCUCGUUGCUCGGCUUCGCCUUCCCCCUCUUCGGCGUGCAGAUGUUCGCCGCCCUCGGAUAUGGCGGCGGCAACUCGCUCCUCGCGGGGCUCGGAAUUGUCAUCGGUAUACCAUUCCCGAUCUGGUUGUGGUUCGCCGGCGAGCGCAUCCGCGCCAACUCGGCCCUCUCGCGCUGA